Lactuca virosa is the source of this 312-nucleotide messenger RNA. NCBI's taxonomy places the organism in Eukaryota, Viridiplantae, Streptophyta, Magnoliopsida, Asterales, Asteraceae. The record is from the annotation of a GenBank genome assembly.
AUGAGACCUCUAGAACUCAUUCUUGAAUUUGGGCCAGGUCGUCGGCGUCGAGUCAAGAAACAAGAGCCAACGGAUGCUACCUCGCCGGAGCUGGAGGUUCUUCGUCACCUGUGCUUAAGGUGGGUGGUGGAGUUGGAUGUUCCAGAUAGUCUUCUCGAUGAGCUGGGAUCGGCCGGUAAUGGCUCCGGUGACCUGCUACCGGAUGAGUUAAACCAGAUUUGGAGUAAAUUGAUUUCCAAUAACUUCCUGGUGAAGAAGAUGAUUCAGGUGGGGAUCGGUUCCCCCUCUUUUUUUUUUGCUUUUCUUUGCUGA